CUUUUAUGUAACUUGUCCUUCUCAUCAUCAAUCUCCCCGACUCUCUCUCCACUCCGAUCCGCCAUUCUCCGCCGCUUUCGUCUUCACCGGACUUCAAUUCGUGCACUCGUCACCAUGUCUGUGUCCAAAUCCGACGCCACUAGCCAUUCAACGCCUGAACACGUCUCCGGAAACUGGUACUCGGUGCCGGACCUCCAACUCCGGGAACACCGAUUUAUGGUCCCCCUCGAUUAUAAAAAUCGUGAUGCUUCUUCGAAGAUAUCCAUUUUCGCUCGCGAGGUCGUCGCGUUUGGGAAAGAAGAGCAGCCAAUCCCAUACCUUUUAUUCCUUCAAGGAGGGCCUGGUUUUGAAUGCCCUCGACCAACUGAAGGCAGUGGAUGGAUACUUAAAGCAUGCGAAGAGUUUCGGGUUAUAUUGAUGGAUCAGCGAGGAACAGGUUUAUCGACCCCUUUGACUCCAUCAUCUAUGCAGCAAAUAAAGUCUGCCCAAAAGCUGGCUGAUUACUUGACACAUGUCCGAGCUGACAACAUCUUCAACGACGCUGAAUUCAUCCGAGUUCGUCUCGUUCCUGAAGCUAAGCCUUGGACCGUUUUAGGUCAGAGUUAUGGUGGUUUUUGCGUAGUUACUUAUCUGAAUUUUGCACCCAAAGGUUUGAAACAAGUGCUUCUAACUGGAGGGAUACCUCCAAUUGGAAAUGGAUGUACUGCAGAUUCUGUUUAUAGAGCUUCCUUUGAACAGCUUAUUCAUCAGAAUGAAAAUACUAUAAGAGGUUCCCUCAGGACAUUGAAAUUGUCCGAGAUGUUGUUACCUUUCUGGCAGAAUCCGAAGGAGGCGGGGUACAGCUUCCAUCUGGGGGAAUCUUAAUCCCCAGGGG
This is a messenger RNA of Hibiscus syriacus, 874 nucleotides long. Its product is annotated as proline iminopeptidase-like. The record is from RefSeq and is a predicted model, not a curated record. The transcript has 5 exons. The coding region runs from base 115 to 864 and encodes 249 amino acids. Gene Ontology annotation, molecular function: peptidase activity. NCBI's taxonomy places the organism in Eukaryota, Viridiplantae, Streptophyta, Magnoliopsida, Malvales, Malvaceae. Gene Ontology annotation, biological process: proteolysis.